GACGCAUCUCUGUUAGGAGCUUGUGUGCCAGCGUGUAAUAACUUGCAAUGGCCGAUUCGUCAUCUGCAACUGAGAAUUCCAAGGUACAACAGGCUCCUGACAGCAAGACAACUGGCGUGCCAACGAUGGAAAGAGGUGCAGUGGCCGUAGAAAAAGUUAAACCGAAAGGCAUCCUCGACCAACUCGAUGAAACUACAAGACAAGCUGAAAGGAAAUUCCAGGGUGGUUUCCUGACCCCCAUGCUGGCAGAACUAGAGAAAAAUGUGGCCAAGAGUAAUGAAGUCCUGGAUAAGAUCAACCAAGGUAUGGAAGCCGAGAGACAGGAGAGGCUGAAGGCCAGGCUGACAUCUCACAUUCCAGAGGCAAUGAAGGGAGGUGGACAGAAAAUAGAGGAUGUUUUAAGAGCAAUUGAAGAACUGAUCCUGUAUGGAGAUUCUGAUACAGAGACGGUGAAAGACAGGGAGGUGCUUCUACAGAAGCUGGACGAUCACGGCCAGGUGGCUGUCAUGGCCCACAGUUUGGCUGCAUAUGUCUCAACACUGGACGAGGAACAUCUGAAGAAGUUCACAGCCAGGAUCACUUCCGACUGCCAGCUCUGGCUGUCCAGACUCUUCAGAUUUGAAGAUUCGUCAGUGGUGUACCAUGAAGAUCCACGAGACGGUCUUGUCAAGAUAUGUCGCCUGGCUCUGUAUCAGAAAUACCCAAAGUAUGCCACUGAAGGGUUCGAAGCACUGUACUCUCGGCCCCCCGUCAUCUACAUCAGUGCCGCGUCGCGACCCGGCCUCGGACAUUACCUGUGUCUACAGCUUGGCUUGCCCUUGUCCUGCAUCUGUACAGUUCCCUGUAACACCAUGUUCGGAUCCAGCAGCAAGAUGGAUGUGGCCAUGUUGGAGAAACUCAUACAGGAUGACAUUUCAGCAGCCAAGACUCCGGUCCUCCUUGUGGCUUUUGCAGGUACCCCAGUAGUUGGCCAUGUUGACAAACUCGGAAGACUUCAAGAAAUUUGUCAGUCCAAUUCCAUCUGGCUACAUGUGGAAGGAAACAACUUGGCAACCCUGACCAUGUUCUCAGUCCCUACCUCUGUGCAGUCAGCCAAGUCUGGAGACAGUCUCACGAUCAACGUCAGCAACUGGCUAGGCAUCCCCGCCCUCCCACAUGCAACACUGUACAAAUCAACCGACCCGACUCUUGACCAUGCAGCUGGCCUCAACACCUUCGUGUCACAGCUCAAGCUGAGUUGUCUCCCUUUGUGGAUCUGUCUGCAGAGUCUUGGCCAUGACGGUAUCGUGGAGAGAGUGAAGCAUUCGUGUGAUUUGGCCAAGUCACUGACAGAGUUGUUGGGAGAGAUAUCAACAAUAAAACACGUGAGUGUAGAAAAGAAGGAAUCUAAGAAGACUGCCCGGUCAUUUGGGGACCUCAUCAGUCAGGCUAUCAGUGCACUGGUUGUGUUUGAGAUUGUCACCCCUACCGUCGUGUUUCGCUAUUGUGAAGACCCCACUGCUCCAGGUAGAGUAUUUGCUAUAUCUGCUCUUCCAUGCGUUACCCAGACAGCAACUGGAACUCCCUGUGUUUCUAUUCAAACACUUACUAGAAAGAGAAACAGUAACAAGAUGAAAGUCUCUGAAAAGUGA
Haliotis rufescens (red abalone) is the source of this 1631-nucleotide messenger RNA. RefSeq names its product putative pyridoxal-dependent decarboxylase domain-containing protein 2. Gene Ontology annotation, molecular function: carbon-carbon lyase activity; pyridoxal phosphate binding. The record is from RefSeq and is a predicted model, not a curated record. The transcript has 14 exons. Gene Ontology annotation, biological process: carboxylic acid metabolic process. Lineage: Eukaryota; Metazoa; Mollusca; Gastropoda; Lepetellida; Haliotidae. The coding region runs from base 48 to 1631 and encodes 527 amino acids. Gene Ontology annotation, cellular component: intracellular membrane-bounded organelle.